Messenger RNA from Sinocyclocheilus rhinocerous, 1123 nucleotides. RefSeq names its product eukaryotic initiation factor 4A-III-like. The transcript is spliced from 11 exons. Lineage: Eukaryota; Metazoa; Chordata; Actinopteri; Cypriniformes; Cyprinidae. The coding region runs from base 1 to 1038 and encodes 345 amino acids. The record is from RefSeq and is a predicted model, not a curated record. Gene Ontology annotation, molecular function: ATP binding; nucleic acid binding.
AUGUCUUGUUUUGAGAAACCAUCAGCCAUCCAGCAGCGAGCCAUCAAACAGAUCAUCAAGGGACGAGACGUCAUCGCCCAGUCACAGUCUGGAACGGGUAAAACAGCCACGUUCUGUAUCUCAGUGCUGCAGUGUUUGGAUAUUCAGGUUCGAGAGACUCAAGCGCUGAUUUUAGCUCCGACCAGAGAGUUAGCAGGACAGAUCCAGAAGGUGCUGCUGGCGUUGGGCGACUACAUGAACGUUCAGUGUCACACCUGUAUCGGAGGCACAAACGUGGGCGAGGACAUCCGGAAGCUGGACUACGGUCAGCAUGUGGUCGCUGGAACGCCCGGCCGAGUGUUUGAUAUGAUCCGCAGGAGGAGUUUGAGGACUCGUGCCAUUAAGAUGCUGGUGUUGGAUGAAGCCGACGAAAUGCUCAACAAAGGUUUUAAGGAACAGAUCUACGACGUGUACCGAUACCUGCUGCCUGCCACUCAGGUGUGUCUCAUCAGCGCCACGCUGCCACACGAGAUCCUGGAGAUGACCAACAAGUUCAUGACCGACCCCAUCCGCAUCCUGGUCAAACGUGAUGAAUUGACGCUGGAGGGUAUUAAGCAGUUUUUCGUGGCUGUAGAGCGAGAGGAGUGGAAGUUCGACACGCUGUGUGACCUUUACGACACGCUGACCAUCACACAUGCCGUCAUCUUCUGCAACACCAAACGCAAGGUCAGUCACGCCACAGAAAACUUGAAAUCGCAUCAUAUGACCCCUUUAAGUGUUUGUGAUCUUGUGUUUGUCUUGUGUAGUCGAGUGCUGAUCUCCACAGACGUUUGGGCCAGAGGUCUGGAUGUGCCUCAAGUCUCUCUCAUCAUUAACUACGAUCUCCCCAACAACAGAGAGCUGUACAUCCACAGGAUUGGUCGAUCGGGUCGUUACGGCAGGAAGGGCGUGGCCAUCAACUUCGUGAAGAACGACGACAUCCGUAUCCUGCGUGAUAUUGAGCAGUACUAUUCCACACAGAUCGAUGAGAUGCCCAUGAACGUGGCUGACCUGAUCUGAGUGCUGAAUACAUUCAAGAGCAGUUUCGCUUUCAUCUGGAUCUUUUCAUCUGUGGUUUUCUUUAUUUACGUCGUUCGCGCGCUCG